This is a messenger RNA of Debaryomyces fabryi, 1368 nucleotides long. RefSeq lists its product as uncharacterized. Gene Ontology annotation, biological process: positive regulation of transcription by RNA polymerase II. The transcript has a single exon. Gene Ontology annotation, cellular component: nucleus. Bases 1 to 1368 code for a protein of 455 amino acids. Lineage: Eukaryota; Fungi; Ascomycota; Pichiomycetes; Serinales; Debaryomycetaceae. The record is from RefSeq and is a predicted model, not a curated record. Gene Ontology annotation, molecular function: transcription cis-regulatory region binding; DNA-binding transcription factor activity.
AUGAAUGAGACUCUGCAGAGGGUAGAUGCUAAUGUUAAUACCAUAGAUAGCACACUCCCUUCAAUUGUCAUUGGGCCCAAAACAUCGCAUCUCAACGAGGAACCCUUAACUACGGUCAGCAGUGCAUUAGAUAGCUUUCUAAAUGUUCAAAAUUAUAGUACUGAAACGGGAAACACAAUACAAUAUCUAAAUAUUUUCGAGUCAAACUUUGACUUAAAUGUGUUAAGUAAUAGUGAAGAGAAUGAGCUCCUAAAACAUUUUUUUACUGUAUUAGUUCCGCUGCUUGAUGCAAAUCCAGAUCCCCCUUGGCCUAAAGUAAUUCUAAGAUAUUGCACUUUCCAAGUGGCAAGAAGUUGUUUCAUUGCAUUGGCAUUCAUUCAUGUCCAUGCUCAUAAACUAGACGACCAUAGCUGCUAUAGAAAGGGGAUAACCCAUUUAAACGUAACAUUGGAAUAUUUAAUAGAACACAUUAACCAAUCCACAGAGUUGUGUUUAAAUGGAAAUGAGCAAGAGAUUGAACUGAAGGACUUUUCUACUUCGUCUAAUAUCAUUCUAGCCCUAAUUUAUGUGAACGUACUAUUUGAAGUAUUAGAAGGAGGCAAGAGCUAUAAUUCGAGACAACUUUUCAGAAUGUUCUCUACAAUUGUUCAAAAUAGAGUAUUCUCUGAUAUGCUUCUGCGAGACAAAAAUUUGCAAACGAUAGUUGUAACUUUAUCAUGGUACGAUACUAUAUCAGCCAUAGUGUCGUAUGAUUGCAGGCUACCAUUUUGUGAUACACUAUGGUACAGUUUUGAAGAUGACAAAAUUAACACAGGAAACAUCAUGGGUUGUCCAGCAGAGAUUUUUACAGUUCUAUCUAAGGUCUGCUCAUUGCGACACGAGUUGAAAAGAAAUUCGAACGAUAGGAGUAAUCAAUUAAAUGACUUCGAUGCACUUGAACUAGAAUUGUUGGCAUACCGGCGAUAUGUUCCUGUAGAUCAAGAAUAUCCUACCAAACUAAAGACAGCACAAUGCUGGGCAUUAGCCGUGUAUGUAGUGUUGCUCAAGACAACCCAGGCUGAAGAAUAUCACGCUCCAAUAAUUAAAGCAUUAAUCCAUGAGUUUGUUGAUUUGUACCAAACAAUAGAUAAGAAACAUCCAAUAUUUCUUCAAAUGGUAUGGCCAUUAUACGUAAUGGGUUGUGAAUGUCAGAAUGUUAAAGAGAGAGAAAAAAUCAUGUCGUUUGUUACUGGCCUACAGAGUAUGGUGCACGUAGGAACGUUGGAUACAUUACAGGAUAUUUUGAAUCUUAUUUGGGAGAAAGGAAUCUCAAGCCAAGAGGCGUUGCAUCAGAAUUCUUCACCUGAUUUUGACUACUUACCUUUAUAA